AGGAAAGCGAUUUCCCGCUCCGGUCUCCAGCACCUGGCCCCUGUGCACUGCCCCACCCUCACUGUCUCCAAUGGACCCCUGAAGGAGCCACGAACAUCCCUGGACUGGACUGAGAAUGCAGUAAAUGGGGAGCACCUGUGGCAGGAGACUAAUGUAUCAGGGGACCUGUGUUACCUGGGGGAAGAUAACUGCCAAGUCAAGUUUUCAAAGUCAGCCAUGCGGAGAAAAUGCGCAGCUUGUAAAAUUGUCGUCCACACUGCCUGCAUGGAUCAGCUAGAAAAGAUUAAUUUUAGAUGCAAGCCAACUUUUCGUGAUGCAACCUCACGGGCUCUGAGGGAGAAUCUGGUGAGGCAUCAUUGGGUACAUCGACGGCGGCAAGAAGGGAAGUGCAGACACUGCGGGAAGGGUUUUCAACAGAAGUUCUCAUUCCACAGUAAAGAAAAUUGUGGCUAUCAGCUGUUCAUGGUGUAAGCAGGCGUUUCACAACAAGGUGACGUGUUUUCUGCUCCAUCACAUAGAAGAACCAUGCUCUCUGGGUGCCCAUGCUGCUGUCAUCAUCCCUCCUAGCUGGAUCAUUAAG
This is a messenger RNA of Staurois parvus, 580 nucleotides long. The record is from the annotation of a GenBank genome assembly. Lineage: Eukaryota; Metazoa; Chordata; Amphibia; Anura; Ranidae.